Molecule: messenger RNA, 1128 nt
Organism: Leptonychotes weddellii (Weddell seal)
Lineage: Eukaryota; Metazoa; Chordata; Mammalia; Carnivora; Phocidae
Product: serine protease 57
Biological process (GO): proteolysis
Molecular function (GO): serine-type endopeptidase activity
Source: RefSeq, a predicted model, not a curated record
CACAGCCAGGUUCCCUCUUCCCGGGCCGUUGGGUGAGGGUGGGGGCCGUGUCCUGCUGAGCUCUGGAGGGAGCCACCAGCCUGUGACAGCCAUGGGGCCUGGGGCCAGGGAGCUGCUGCUGCUGACCGUGGUCCUCACACUGCCCAUGAGGCCUACAGGCUCCUGGGGUGCCCGGAUCAUCGGGGGCCGGGAGGUGACGCCCCACUCCCGGCCUUACAUGGCGUCUGUGAAAUUUGAGGGCCAGCACCACUGUGGAGGCUUCCUGCUCCGUGCCCGCUGGGUGGUCUCCGCAGCCCACUGCUUCAGCCACAGGGACCCCCGAACGGGCCUGGUGGUGCUGGGAGCUCACGUCCUGCAUGCUCCAGAGCCGACACAGCAGGUGUUUGGCAUCUCGGUUCUCAUCAGGCACCCGGACUACCAGCCCACCACCCAUGCCAAUGACAUCUGUCUGCUGAAGCUGAACCGCUCUGCUGUCCUGGGUCCUGCAGUGGGGCUGCUGAAGCUGCCACGGAGAGGUGCCAGGCCACUCAAGGCUGGGGCGCGGUGCCAGGUGGCUGGCUGGGGCUCCAUAUCUGACUUUGAGGACUUGCCGCCCGGGCUGAUGGAGGCUGAGGUCCGCGUGCUGGGCCUGGACAUCUGCAACAGCUCUUGGAGGGGCCAGCUGAACCCUGGCAUGCUCUGCACCCAAAGUGGGGACCGCCGGCGACGUGGCUUCUGUUCAGCGGACUCUGGGGGGCCCCUGGUGUGCAGGAACCGGGCCCACGGCCUUGUCUCCUUCUCUGGACUCUGGUGCGGCGACCCCAAGACCCCCGAUGUGUACACGCAGGUGUCUGCCUUCGUGAGCUGGAUAUGGGAUGUGGUUCGAGGGCCCCGGCCCAGCCCCCUGCCCAGGACCACCGGGUCCCUGCAGGAGUUGCUGGAACCACAGCAGCACUGGGUAUACAAAUGAGAUGGCAAACGAUGCAAAUAGCUCCUUCCCCGGAAAUCCCAUGGCCAGGGCAGGUCAUCCACGGGCCCCCCAAGCCCCGGGGAAGCCUGGCAUGUAUGGGGUGGGGUGUGGGGUAGGAGAGGGCAUCAGUUCCAAACCCAAAGGGCCAAAAUGACCAAAUAAAAUGUUAACUGAAUAAC